Messenger RNA from Doryrhamphus excisus (bluestripe pipefish), 1279 nucleotides. RefSeq names its product CWC15 spliceosome associated protein (gene cwc15). Gene Ontology annotation, biological process: mRNA cis splicing, via spliceosome. The record is from RefSeq and is a predicted model, not a curated record. Gene Ontology annotation, cellular component: catalytic step 2 spliceosome. Gene Ontology annotation, molecular function: RNA binding. NCBI's taxonomy places the organism in Eukaryota, Metazoa, Chordata, Actinopteri, Syngnathiformes, Syngnathidae.
CUCUGAACGCAUCCUCCUGCUUCUUGUUUCACAGGAAGUGACGCAAUAAUUCCGGAAGUUUAUCCUUUCUGCUGAGCAGGAGGAGCGCUAGCCAUCCACGAUGACUACAGCUGCAAGACCGACGUUUGAACCAGCCAGAGGAGGCAGGGGAAAGGGGGAAGGCGAUUUGAGUGCACUGUCCAAGCAGUAUUCAAGUCGAGAUCUUCCAGGUCACACAAAGAUCAAGUACAGGCAGCCUACCCAGGAUGCUCCUGAGGAGGUGCGUACCCGUGACUUCCGCAGGGAGCUGGAGGAAAGGGAGCAUGUUGCUGCACGAGAGAAGACCAGAGAGAGGGGACCAAGAGAGCACACCACAUCAUCUUCAUCUUCCUCAUCAUCCUCCUCCAAGAGGCCCAGACUGGAUCAGAUCCCAGCAGCCAAUCUUGAUGCAGAUGAUCCUCUUACUGAAGACGAUGAGGACGACGACUCAGAGGAAGAUAGCGAUGAUGAUGACACUGCAGCUCUUCUGGCGGAGCUGGAGAAGAUUAAAAAGGAGCGGGCUGAAGAGCAAGAACGCAGAGACAGGGAGCAAAAGGCCGAGGAGGAGAGGAUCCGCAUGGAGAAUAUAUUGAGUGGCAAUCCAUUGAUUAACUUAGCAGGGCAGCAGCAGCAGCAGCAACAACAACAACAACAAAUGGCUCAGAAUCCGACCACGUUUAAGGUCAAAAGGAGGUGGGAUGACGAUGUUGUGUUCAAGAACUGCGCGAAAGGCAUGGACAAAGCAAGAAAGGAGAAACGCUUCAUCAAUGACACGCUCCGCUCUGAGUUCCACAAGAAAUUUAUGGAAAAGUAUGUUAAAUGAAAAACUAUUGUGUUUUCUUUUAUUUUUUGUAAGCCCGUUUCUACCACUGAAAAAAAAUAUGGCUAUGGUAAGUUAUACUUAUGAGAGUCAAAAUUAUUUGAUAAGUCAUUAUUGUGAGAUCAGAAAGCCAUAAUUAUGACAUUAAAAAGUGAAAAUCAUGAUAUACAAAGUCAAAGUUAUUUGAUACAAACUGUGCAUGUGCAGGCUUCUUCACAUGCUUGUAUCUCAUAAUUAUGACUAUCUCAUAAUUUUGACUUUUUAUUAAUUAAUCACAAUUUUGACUUUUUAUCUCACAAAUAUGACUAUCUCUUAAUUUUAACUUUUUAAAAUUUAUUAUGACUUACUAUUGAGAUUUUUUUUUCUUUCAGUGGCGGAAAUGUGUUUUGAUACCGAUUGCUUUCUGUCCCAAUAAAAAUGUCAUUAAAAUGCAUUCUGUAU